AGCGAUUCGACCGUCGCGCUCUUGCAUAACCUCACGUCAACCAGGAAAAAAGUAUUUAUGAUAAGGAGGUUUUCAAGUACAAAACCGCCGCUGAACUACUUCAAUCUCCCCACCGCAUUAUUUCUGUCGCGUGUGUGUUGGUGUGUGUGUGUGUGUGUGUGUGUGUGCUUGUAUUAUCGUUUGUGUUACUCCUGCGCGCUCUGUUGCGUGUGAAGAAAAGGUGCUUGCGAGCUGCUUCGCUUAAGCACAGACGUUUGCACCGUUAUUCACUCCUCAAAAGGUGGGCAGAACAAGGAAACACAGUUGCCCCUCUUCAUUGUAUUCGUCAUCUUUUCUUGUUUUCUUCGUUGCAUUCACGUAGAAGCGCAAAUACCCUUAAAAAAAAAACGGAAAAAGGAGACUGCUUCUUGUUAAUGCAGACCAUCACGUCCUCUGGCACGUUGCCGGUGUCGCCGAUGAGCCGCAACGGCGGUCUCACCGUGACGGGCAGCGGCCACAACCUCAACGGUACCGCAUCCCCCACACCACAGCAGGAACUCGCGCAGCAGCUGCAGGCUAUUCGUGAGCGUCGCAAUUGGCUCAUUCACAUCUUGUACGUGCGACAAGAGUACAGCAACUGCAUGCAGGUGAUCGAGGCCGAGCUGCGCGAGACGGAGGGCACCUGCGAAUACGCCCUCUACGUAAAAGGUCUGCUGAAGCGGAUGGAAGGGGCGCUGACGGAGUCGCUCGGGCUGCUGCAAACAGCGGUGCUCAUCAGCCCAGAGAACGCAGCCAGCCGCACCCAGCUGGGGCGCGCCCUUCAUCUUUUAGGUCGACACGAGGAAGCCAUCCAGUCCUUCCAAGAGGCCGCGAGUAUUCGCGUCGCCAAAGGGCUGGGCGAGGACUGGGAAGUCGACUAUCACAUCGGCCUCUGCCAUAUGUACCGCCGACGCUAUGACAAGGCGAUUGACUCGUUUCUGCAGUCCAUCGCGAUUCAGCGGCAUGACUGUGCGUAUGUGCAGCUCGGCAAGGCCGCCCUGCUCGCCAAGAACUACGCGACCGCGAUGGACGUGUACAUUGAGGCCGUCACCGUCUCCCCGACCAACCCGGACUUGUUGGCCAUGCUGGGCACGCUGUAUCUGCAGCAAGGCAACCCUGCCGCCGCCUUCGAUUACCUUGGUCGUUGUCUGACGCUGAGUCCCACCCACGUCGACGCUUUGGUCGCAGCUUCCAGCAUCAUUCAGGACAGCGGGGACUACGACGUGGCGCUGACGAAGUACCGCAUUGUGGUGAACCAGCAGCCGGACUCCUCGCAGGUGUGGAACAACAUUGGGGCGUGCUUUAUUGGGAAGCGGAACCUCUACGCGGCGGUGGCGUGCCUGCGGAGGUCCGUUUUCCUGUGCCCCUUCGACUGGAUCAGUCACUACAACCUCGGCGUGGUGUUCAUGACGAUGGGACGCUACUGCUCCGCGCUGCAAUGCCUGAACGCUGCAAUCAGCUUACACGACGCGUACGCGCCGGCGUACAUGCUGCUGGGGAUAUGCCUGGGGGAGAUGAAGGACCUGCCCAAUGCCUGCCGUGCCUAUGAUCACGCCCUGACAAUGCAGGACGACUUUCUCGUUUACUUGAACUACGCCAUGACGUUGCUGAAGGCCGGCGCGACGGCAGAGGCGGAACACAAGUUUCGCGUGUUCCGCGGUGUCUGGAGCAGCCUCUCGAGCGCGCAGCGCCACGAGCAGGCGUCGUCGAUUCCAGGAGUAGUGCGCAUGCUGGAGAGUGCGCUGCCGAAUUCUGCUCCGGCGGUGGGUGGCGUGAAGACGGGGCCGUCAGAGUCGCCCUCCGUGGAUGGGGCAGGGGAGUCACUGUUUUUGCAUCCCGCGACGGAGGUUGGCACCGAGGCAACGCCACACGAUUUCUCCGUCGCAGCCACAACAGCAGCAACCUCGACGUAA
Molecule: messenger RNA, 1931 nt
Organism: Leptomonas pyrrhocoris
Lineage: Eukaryota; Euglenozoa; Kinetoplastea; Trypanosomatida; Trypanosomatidae
Exons: 1
Coding region: 414-1931 (505 amino acids)
Biological process (GO): protein localization to cilium; cilium assembly
Cellular component (GO): ciliary basal body
Molecular function (GO): protein binding
Source: RefSeq, a predicted model, not a curated record